UCUCUCCGAGGGAGGGGUGCACAGCAGGCAGGUCUGUGAAGAAGGCAGAGACUCUCUAGUGAGCGUGGGAAGAGAAGUUGAGUCUUUCGUCCACUCCCCACAGCUCAGAGCCCGGUGGGAAGUUCCUGAGUUACUUCGUCCCCAGCCAAGGGCUGCGAAGCCCUACCCCUCCCCUCCCAAGAUGGCGGCGGCCCCUCCCCUAGAUCCCACGGGCUGGGGCGGGGCCCCUGGAGCCCGUCCUCCCGCAGCUGCGGCCAGGGACUGUUAUGUGUGAGCGCGGCCGGGUGGGCGUGGGACGCGGCUGGCAGUUAGCAGGGGCGAGCGCAGCUGGGGUCCGAGUGGCGAGAGCUGCGCGCGCCGGGCCGCGCUCUGCCUGGGAUACCUGUAAAAGAUGGUGGAUCGCUUGGCAAACAGUGAAGCAAAUACUAGACGAAUAAGUAUAGUGGAAAACUGUUUUGGAGCAGCUGGUCAACCUUUGACUAUUCCUGGUCGUGUUCUGAUUGGAGAAGGAGUGUUAACAAAGCUGUGUAGGAAGAAACCUAAAGCAAGACAGUUUUUCUUAUUCAAUGAUAUUCUUGUCUAUGGUAACAUUGUUAUCCAGAAGAAAAAAUAUAAUAAACAGCACAUAAUUCCACUGGAAAAUGUCACUAUUGAUUCCAUCCAAGAUGAGGGGGACUUACGGAAUGGAUGGCUUAUUAAGACACCAACAAAAUCUUUUGCAGUUUAUGCUGCCACUGCCACAGAGAAGUCUGAAUGGAUGAGCCACAUAAAUAAAUGUGUUUCUGAUUUGCUUUCCAAAAGUGGGAAAACUCCCAGUAAUGAACACGCAGCUGUCUGGGUGCCUGACUCAGAGGCUACUGUUUGCAUGCGUUGUCAGAAAGCAAAAUUUACACCUGUCAAUCGUCGUCACCACUGUCGCAAAUGUGGCUUUGUUGUAUGUGGACCCUGUUCUGAAAAGAGGUUUCUUCUUCCCAGCCAGUCCUCCAAGCCUGUGCGGAUUUGUGACUUCUGUUAUGAUCUUCUUUCUACUGGGGAGAUGACCACUUGUCAGCCCACUAGAUCAGACUCUUACAGCCAGUCACCUAAGUCCCCUUUAAAUGAUGUAUCUGAUGAUGAUGACGAUGAUGAUAGCAGUGAUUAAGGACCAAAUAUUAUUUUCAGGCAUUGCAAUUGGUGUUUUGAACCAUAAAGAGCUGCUUUUUGGGGAAACCUGUAGCCAGACUCCUCUGAAAUUCUAUUCUAGCCAUAAAAUUUGCCUGAGUAUCUUCAACUACAAUGUGCCUCAUAUGAAUGUUCUAGACAAUAGGCUUUUCACUCUUCUGCAGGGAUAGACUGUUGCAAAUAUAUCAGAUAAUUUUCCAACUUCUUAUACUUGAGUUAUGUCUAGAGUAGACUUUUUGUUGAAGAUUGGAAAAUUCAACAUAGCUUUCUUUAUUUAACAACCAUGCUACAUUGUUUGAUAGUGAUACUUUAUCAUUUCUGGUUUUUUUAAUAUGGGAAAAUAAACAUGCAUGAAACUAUGAUAAAUAUAUUUUGGUUAA
Gopherus flavomarginatus (Mexican gopher tortoise) is the source of this 1541-nucleotide messenger RNA. RefSeq names its product pleckstrin homology and FYVE domain containing 2 (gene PLEKHF2). Gene Ontology annotation, molecular function: phosphatidylinositol binding; metal ion binding. The transcript is spliced from 2 exons. NCBI's taxonomy places the organism in Eukaryota, Metazoa, Chordata, Testudines, Testudinidae. The record is from RefSeq and is a predicted model, not a curated record. Bases 392 to 1141 code for a protein of 249 amino acids.